Messenger RNA from Phycodurus eques (leafy seadragon), 783 nucleotides. It is a transcript of the gene kcnmb2a, whose product is annotated as potassium large conductance calcium-activated channel, subfamily M, beta member 2a. Lineage: Eukaryota; Metazoa; Chordata; Actinopteri; Syngnathiformes; Syngnathidae. The coding region runs from base 1 to 783 and encodes 260 amino acids. Gene Ontology annotation, cellular component: membrane; voltage-gated potassium channel complex. Gene Ontology annotation, molecular function: calcium-activated potassium channel activity; potassium channel regulator activity. The transcript has 5 exons. The record is from RefSeq and is a predicted model, not a curated record. Gene Ontology annotation, biological process: potassium ion transport; detection of calcium ion.
AUGCACCAAAGGUCUUUCCAGCAAUCUCCUUGUUCCAUUUCAGUGAGUAAAGGAGGACAAGGGUCAUCAAGAAAGAUGUUCUUUGUGGCCGGGGCUAAAAAUACAGCAUCAAGUGGCGUAAAUGAAAGGAGGUUAAUUUAUCAGAAAUUCCGUGAGGUUAAUUUACUGGGCAAGAAAAAGACAGUGACAGCGCUCAAGCCCGGUGAAGAUCGAGCUAUUCUCCUGGGUAUUGGAAUGAUCCUCUCCUCCGUCAUGAUGUACUUUGUGCUUGGGAUCACUAUAUUACGCUCAUAUGCAGAAAGUGCGUGGACAGAAGAGGGUCUGUGUGUUGUUCUCAACUCCACCAUCACAGCAGACAUUAACUGUUCCUACAACUGUGGCUCAGACUGCUGGAGAGUCUCCAAAUACCCCUGUCUGCAGGUCUAUGUGAACGUCAAUAACACAGGCCGCAUCAGUCGAUUAUCUCACAAUGAAGAGACACAGGAUGCCAGCUUGGAAUGUUUCUAUGUGCCGAGAUGCCAGAAGGACAGCGCCCAAAUGUACACCAUGAUCAUGAACAUCUCCGAGCGUCUGAAGGUCAACCAGCAGGUUCCCUGCUACUAUGACCCCAGCGAGCAGCAGGAGACGGUUCUUCUGACUCGGCUCUAUGACCACAGCGUCAUCUUCCACUCGCUGAUGUGGCCCUCGUGCAUAUUUGUUGGAGGGGCCCUCAUAAUUGUGAUGGUCAAACUCACACAGUACCUCUCCAGACUGUGCGUAGAAAUCGGGAAGAUCAAGAGGUGA